Molecule: messenger RNA, 1679 nt
Organism: Stylophora pistillata
Lineage: Eukaryota; Metazoa; Cnidaria; Anthozoa; Scleractinia; Pocilloporidae
Product: nuclear receptor subfamily 2 group F member 1-A
Biological process (GO): regulation of DNA-templated transcription
Molecular function (GO): sequence-specific DNA binding; DNA-binding transcription factor activity; zinc ion binding
Source: RefSeq, a predicted model, not a curated record
AUGACAACGUGUACUGACAGCAACACUAUACCAGAACUUCCAAAAAUAAAAACAGAAGCAGAUAAAUUGGACUGCGCUGUUUGUGGGGACAAGUCGACCGGGAAACAUUAUGGAGUCAGCACAUGCGAAGGUUGUAAAAGUUUUUUCAAGCGCACUGUCCGAAACAGUACAUCAUACACUUGCCGUGGAAAUAAUAACUGCACAGUGGAUAGAGACAAUCGAAGCCGCUGUCCAUCUUGCCGAUUUCAAAAGUGCCUCAGCACCGGAAUGAAGAAAGAAGCUGUACAAACAACUAAGCUACCCGCUUUUCCUGGCUUCUCCUUCCCGUAUUUUGGAGAUCCCAGUGGGCUUUACGCACCGGGGCUUUUACCAUUUACAUUCCUUCAACCUGCGCUGUCCAACCCAGGGAAUAUUCACAUGGGAAUUUUCCCACAACCCCAGGGAACUUCUGAGGUCGUUUACGAGUUGGCCGCCCAUGUGCUUUUCUCAGUGGUGGACUGGGCUCGAAAGCUGCCAACAUUUAACAACCUGGUAGAGAGCGAUCAAAUCACGCUACUUAAAAUGGCGUGGAGCGACCUGUACGUACUAGAGAGUGCCCGCAGUCCAAUUCACCUUUAUAUGCAGCAGUUGUACGCCACUGCGAACAUGCAGGCCAGGCAAGUGUCCAUGGAGAAUAUCCUUAAGCGAAUGGAACAUGCGCGGUUGUUUCAGGACCAGAUGGAGAAAGUACGCUCACUUGGAAUGGAUCUGACGGAACAUUUUCACAUCAAGUGCAUCGUGUUGUUUCGAACGGACGGUUCACCAAUUACACAGCCGCAGCAGAUUGAAAUCCUCCAAGAUACCUCACAGGGUUCUUUGGAGCAAUACAUCAGAACCCAGUACUCCAGCCAACCCACACGCUUUGGCAAGCUAUUGCUCAUGUUGUCAUCUCUGAGGAAAAUUGAGCCCACGGUGAUUGAACAGCUGUUUUUCGCCGAUGUUUUGCGCGGAGCAUCGAUGGGAGAUGUGCUCAAGAAGAUGCUUACCAGCAACUCGUCAGCGCCGAUUGUUCAUGGUUCCUUGAUGGCAUGAGUGGCAUCCUAUAACCAGCCAAUGGACCUAUUUAAAGAGAGAGUUGAAUAUUGAGCUAACAAAAUAACGAGUCGCCAUUAGAUCAGCCUACUUCCAGUUUGAUCGCUAGGCUUUUUGCGAUUCUAGGAAACGAACUCUGGAGACAGGCCGAGAUUGCUAUCAAAGUGGGGGCGAGAAGUCAAAAAUAGUAGUUUGAAGUUAACUCUCACCAAGUACUGAAUCGAUUUGAUUGGUCGAACAAGAUGAUGCAAGAGGAAAAAUGACUUUCGUGGUCUAAAGAUGUCCAAGAGUCGCACAACAUCAUCAUAACUUACUAUGCUCCUUACAUAUCAUCUGCACUGAGGCCUUUAUAAGAAGUUUUUUUUUUAUUUAAAACAAUUAUGCGUUUUUUUAGAUAAAAGAUUUCAUUCCCUUGAAUAAAUGAAAGAAUUACCAUGACACAUGGCAGAAUAAUACCAAAAAAAAAGUGAUGAAUACGAAGUAAACAAGAAAAAUGUGAAUAUUCAGGUGACAAUGACAGAUACAAUGACGACAAUGAUAACGAUGAUGAUAGUCACUCUGGUGACAUGCCGAAUACAUGUAUGCUCGGAUAUUUUACUACAGUGUGU